Homalodisca vitripennis (glassy-winged sharpshooter) is the source of this 607-nucleotide messenger RNA. Its product is annotated as cuticle protein 16.5-like. NCBI's taxonomy places the organism in Eukaryota, Metazoa, Arthropoda, Insecta, Hemiptera, Cicadellidae. The record is from RefSeq and is a predicted model, not a curated record. Bases 137 to 505 code for a protein of 122 amino acids. The transcript has 3 exons.
CCCGGCCCGCCAAGGUCCGUAGGCAGAUCCCGCACUUUUUGUUAUCAGACGACCGUCAUACGUCUCUUUGUGCCUGCAGUAUAUAUUGGGGACGACCCUGGGAACGUUAUCAGUCUCUGGUUCCCAGUCCGCUGAAAUGGCCGCCAAGUCCGUUGUCCUCCUCCUUGCAGUUCUCGCUCUUGCUGCUGCCGACAGCAGAGUAAAGAAGGCAGUUGUGGUGGUUCCUGAGGAUGAUGGCUCCUACUUCGAGGGCAAAUACCCUGGAACUGGAUUCCCCUACACCGCCGGACUCCCCUUCCCCUACACCUACUCUGCUGCUGCCUACGCCGCUGCUCCCUACGCUGCCGCUCCCGUCGUAGCUGCUCCCUACGCCGCCGCUCCCGCCGUCGUUGCUGCUCCCUACGCCGCCGCUCCCGUUGUCGCCGCCCCCUACGCCGCCGCCCCCGUCAUCGUCCAGGACAACGGCUACUACUUCCCCGGCAAAUACGGACCUGAGAACCAGUAGACUAUCAUCCUCAACCCUCCCCUCUCCUCAUCUCCUUGUAAUUUAUGUGUAUAUGAAUCCAACUCCUUGAUUUCUGUACAAUAAAUUCUCUCCUUACCCAAA